UAGUCGGUUACAAGGCUUAAAUUCCAAUGUUCAGUCAAUAGCAAAUAAAAAAGCGUAAACUAUUAUUCCGUUCAACUAGAAUAUUUUUUCAAAUCACAAAUGUCGACACUGGGGAAGGACCCGGUUGCGGGUCGGUACUCCGCAGCGCGUGGGUUUCGUGACUCGAAAGCAGUUGCAAGUAUAGUUCAGCGAAUGUCCAGCGCCGUAAGAGAUUCAUAUAUGCCCGACGCGAAAGAAGAGGGAACUGAGAGCCGUGAUCGGUCGAAGCGCCGUUGUCCACGAAAGCAGCCACACCUGCCGACAAAGCGCGAAAUCGAGAUAGCCAAGUUCAAGAAUAUUGACUUCUCGCGCCGUGACUCGGAUCCGCUGUUGGCCGUUCAGACGCUCGAGUUUCCGGAUGCGAACAUCAAGCGGACGGAUAUCAAUAAGCGUGAUGCCUGCGGCAGGUCGGUGUGGAACAAGAAGACCGGCAAGGAUUUUCUCAGCUCGAGCGUUUCGGGCUUUCGUGAUGGCAUCUUCACGGUGAACAUGAAGCAGCGAAGCUGCACGUCGUCCAGUCUUCCGCCCAAGUCCGUUAAGUCGAAAACGACGCAGGAGUAUCGGGAUGAUUCAUCGAUCGAUUCGGCGGAAAUGAUUGACUCCCAUCACGUGCCGUCGAUCCGAGCCAAACACUUCAAGGGCAACCAGUGGAAGAAGCCCUGUGAGGCUAGCUAUGUGAUUGGUGCUCCACAGCCGCACAUUGGACGCUGUCCGGAUAACUUUCAGCAGCUGUCGAAAUUGGCGCCGGUCCGUCAGAAGUUCUUCCUCACGCAGGAUCCGCGCCAGACCCACUGCCUGGCCAAUCCCAGUGCACUGCGGCACAAGAAACUAACGGACGAUCAGCAAUUCAAGCUGAUUAGCAAGAUGGUCAAGCACGGGGACAACGUGUGCGCCAGCACCGGCUCCGAGUCGUCCGAUACGCAUAUAUGCGAGGUCAUCGACUUGGAGAAUCCCGUCAAUUUGGACUUCCAGGGCAUGGACUACAAGAACACGUACGAGAAGGACGAGCAGGAGGCACAGAAUCAGCAGACCUAUUGGCGCGUUGUUCGCUAUAUGACACGACGACGUACCAAAUUGAAAACAGCCACCAAAGUAGAGGCCGAACUGCAGGCUGAACGCUUGGCGAUACCUCCGGUGUUUGAUACGAAAAUCAAGGAUGCACCCAUCAUAGAAGAUCCGCCACCGAAGGAGUUUAAGCUGGCCGAGCUCUUCCGCUCGCCCGACAAGCCGGCCAACAAGGCGAAGAUCGCCGAGGAGCAGAAGCGUCGCGAGGCCCGCUACAAGGACAUCUACUUACGCAACAAGCAGCGCAAAGCCGAGCGGGAGCAGGCGCGCAAGGAAGUCGAGGCAGCCGCUCUGGAAAUUCAGGCGCGCACCGUUGCCGAAAAGGACCUGCAGGAGGAUGUGGCGAAGAUCGACGAUGACAUCGAGCGCAGUUUCAAGAAGUUUGAGUAUAUACCGCCAGUGAUACGCAAGCGCAAGUUCUUCCCCAAAACGCUGACCGAAACGGAGCGACUGAAGGCGAUCAUGCACAAGGAGAACUGCGUGCGGCGUGAUCUGGCGCGAGUGACGCAGGAGUUCUACCUGGAGCGCACCGGCAAGCUGAAGAAGUUCCCGGAGGCGACGCAGCAACUGCGCUGCGAGGAAAGCAUUGACGGCAGCGCCGGCACCACGCCCAGCGAGCAGAGCAGCGACGACGAGGACUACCUGAAGGUGGGCAAAAUCGGGGAUAAAUUCCAGCUGCGCGGCUUUCACUUCAAGCACGGCGAUGGGCUGCGCGGCAAGCUGCAUCGCCACCAGAUCAUGGAGGGUCAGCGAACGGUUAAGGGUUGCCUAACGCGCGACGAGUGGCUGAAUCAAUUGGCGCCCCGCAAGGAGCCCAUCAAGCUGGACGUGGAGCGUGGCAUUAUCAAAGUUCUCGAUCCGGAUGAUCCGAAACUGGAUCUGUUCCCGCCCCAGGGUAUGACUCUGCACAUGCAUGACAAGAAGAGCGCCAUCAGGGAGUUCAUCGACAAGCGCCUGGGUCUCCACUACCAUCGUGUGCUGCGCAAGAACCUGAAGCUGGUCAAGCCCAAGCUCAAAUAUCACGUCAAGAAAUUCAAUCUCAUUCGCUAUGUGUUCCCCGAGAAGAUCAUUGUGCCGGAUGCGCCAGAUCAGUUGGAUGCGGACAUGGUUGACGCCUCCAAGGUGGAAACUACCUUGGAGUACCUGGCGCUCAAGAACAAAAUGGCAAAGGCGAAGCAUCUCAAGACCAAGCUGGCGCGCAUGAAAUUGCUGGGACUCCCCUGUGUAGAGGCCAAACAGCUGCGCGAGCAAUCGCCCUGCGACGUCAAGGAGGAGGAGCUCGAUCUGGACUGGGUGCCGCCACCGGAGACUGUUAGAGAGUCUGUGAAUACCGCCGGGGACGAAAACGAUCCAGAAACUCGUAUGAAGGCCGGCCACGACGAUGUGCCCAUUGAUAUGCGCGGCAACAUGCCAGCGCCUCAGUUCCGAGAGAAAACGCUCCACAUACACCCGAGACGACGUCGGAACUAUGCCGCCGAGCGUGUCCCAUCGGCUCAGUUCAAUGAUGCCAUCCAAAACUCAGGUAUGCCCUUGCUCGAAAAGGUAAUGCCCGAUAAUAUCAAGUAUGCCAAUGUGCGAACCCCGAAGCGUCCGUUCACGAAGAAGUUCGAGGCGCGCCACCAUCAUGACCAUUGGGAUCCCACCCAGGCGAAGACCGUGCACGUCCACUACCAGACCAAGACGGUCUAUCCAAAGAUUACGGUGCAAGAGCAGCCCGAAAGGGUUCCGAUUGUAAAUUUUAUCAAGGCGAAUCCUCCAUGCAAGAAGUAUAUAGACACCGAUCUAACCAUAUCCAAGUAUGAUUUCGACAAGAUGAUCGCUGAUCACUUGGCGGCCACACGCGUUGAUAGCAAGGAUGGAGCCAGAGAAGUUGUGCAGGAUCUAUGUCGUCCGUAUGAUUUCGUCUUUCACUCACGUGAUCCGGAGGAGUUGGCGAACCUCGACUAUCCAGGACGUAAACAGUAUCUGGAUUUCCUGCGUGAGACCCGCGAGGCUCUGUACGAGACGAAAGAUAUUGACCCGGAGGAGGAGCGCCUAUUGGUUGAUCGCAAGGCGGUUGAGGCCGAGCUCGAGGAAGAUCUGAAGAGCAUUGAGCAAUGCCUCACCUCGCUUAGCAGCUCAGAGUGCACAAAUCUAUCCAAAGACAGCGGCAGCUUCCUAAUGUUAGAGGACGACACGAAGAUACCAUUGGACUAUAUACGAAAGCCGCUCGUGCCGUUUGAGGAAAUGCGUCGAUCUCGCUUCCAAGCGGAAGUCAUCGAUGUCGAUGCUGAAGAGGAUAAUCCCUUCCGCAUGCUUCCCUUCUCCGGCCAGCACAAGGAGCAGGCAGCCAUGCUGGGUCCCAAGGAUUCGUUCUUUACGUUUAGCUCACGUCUGCGCAAUGGCUUACGCCUGAGACUGGAGGUUCCCGUGACCAAUGUGAGCCAAAUGUUGAUCGGACCCAAAGGCCGAAAGUACUAUGGCUCGGUUAUCACCGAUCUCGAUGAGAACUAUAUAAAUGAGUUAAAAAACCGCGCUACCGUGAAAACGUUUAAUUUCAAGACGGGCGUCGAGCUGUUGAAGGUUGCCAUGCGUCUCAAGUACGAAUCGCUCUUGAUUCAGGGCAAAAUGGUGCGCACCAAGAUCUACGAUACACUGAACGAGCGCCACUGGCAGGACAUGAAGAACACCAAGCUGCUGUAUGAGGGCCUCUUCGCCAAGUGGGAGAAGAAGGAGUACAAUGCAGCCAUGACGAUGGUCUAUCAGGUGAAGACCUACUACGAAAUAACCGACUCGAUGAAGCAGACCUUCCGCGAGCUGGAGCGUGAGCUGACAAUGCUCAACAUGGACAUCGUGUUCAUUGAGGGUCACUGGAUACGCUGUGUGAUGUUGCAGAACUUCCACUAUCUGCUGGGCGAGGAGGAGUGGCGGGCCGAGCACGAUUGGAUCCAUCGGGUGCCGGUGAAGAAGCGCAACAAGUUCGGUAGUGACACCGCAGUGCUGGAUCAGGCGGACUCCAAGGCGACUCCGGCGGACUCCAAAGCGACUCCGUCGGACUCCAAGGAGAGUCAGGAGGAAGAAGAGGACGAGGAUGUAGAGUAUGAACUGGAGCCCUACGACCAAUCCAUUGCAAAGCGUGCCAUAGUCAAUAUACGCGUGCGCGAUAAAGAUGACGCCUGGGCCAUACGGGACUUUUACUAUGACGUCUAUAUGCGUAAUCUGCACCCCGUACUGCAGGUAUUUCCCAAUGCGGAGCACUUCCUGCAAGGCAUCGAAAAUCUAAAGAACAAGACGUUUAUGCUGCUACUGGAAAUGCACUACACCCUAUCCGUGCACACCGAGCUGCAGGGUAAGUUGGAAACAUUCAUAGACUGGUGCAACAAGGACCUGAAGGAGAAGCAGGAGUACGUGGCACGGAAGUCUGCCAAAAAAUUCUUCAUGGAGGAUCGUGCCAUUGAGAUGGAGGCGCGCGUCAGGUACUACCUGGAUCAACCGAUUCGAGAAUCCUUUGCCGACGAGGACUUCAACAAGUAUCGCGCCGUAAUGGCCGAGGUCUAUCGUCGCGUAGUGCCCGCAACGGUGCGCGGCUCCAGCGAUGUGAUACCCAGUGCCUCCGACAUGGUGGCCGCCAUCAGUGGCGUGGUCCUGGAGAUACUGAGCAAGUUCGAGCACAUGGACAUUGACAAGGUGCGCGAAGUGGAGACGGCGCUGCGCAAGCGACGCCGCUACCUGGAGAAGCUCUCGGCUCAGGCCUAUCAGAUUGAGCGUCGCAUCGAUACAGAAAUGAAGAACGUGCGACGCAACCUGGAGCCGCCCUACAAGAAGCCCAAGCGUGUGGGACCUCUCCAGCGCAUGUACCUGAGAAAGCGUGUCAAGAAAAUCGUGCCCCCUCCCGUGGUCAUAUCGGAGAACACAAGGAACUUCGUGCGAGCCUUUGCCGAAGAUGGCGUCGUCAGCGAUGGCUUCACCCAGGACUCUGUUAUGGUGCUAGACAAUAUGCAGGAGCAGAUAGUGCCCUUCUAUUUCGAUCACUUCCUCAAGCUGAACGGCUACACGCCCAACUACAAUUUCAAGACGAACAUUGAACUGCGCGAUGGUCUGGAGAUUGACCGUUUCCGUAUACGCGAGGUCCUGCCGGACGUCCUCCAGAAGGUUGAGAAUUGGGAGAAUAUGCACAAGAAGAUCAUGGAGGAAAAUAUUCAACGCAAUCCCAAGAUGUACGAGAAUGUUAGUUAAAUGACUGAAUCAACA
Molecule: messenger RNA, 5334 nt
Organism: Drosophila arizonae
Lineage: Eukaryota; Metazoa; Arthropoda; Insecta; Diptera; Drosophilidae
Source: RefSeq, a predicted model, not a curated record